ACACACGCAGCACACCUUCAGAUGGAGAUGAAGUAGCAGCGGCAGUCGAUCAACUGUGCAACAACAGCGUCUGUACCGCGGAUCCGGAGGUUUAUUCUUCAGGGGGGACAGACAGGUGACAGAGCAGACCGACCGAGACUCAGCCGCCUCAACGUCCAUCGGUGGAGAUUACUGCCGUUUCACCCCCACCACCCCCCAACCCCCCCGCGGCGCGCACCCUCCCGAUUGCCACAAUAGAUGUUACUCCACUAUAUGCAUUUCGAUCUAAUCAUCUAAGCCCAGUCCACCAAGAUGGAAAAUGCGCACACUAAAUCGGCGACCGAAGUUUUAGACAACUUCGGUGUGAACGAAAACACUGGGCUGACUCUGGAGCAAGUCAAAGUCAAUUUCGAGAAAUAUGGACCGAACGAGCUCCCAGCUGAAGAAGGGAAGUCCCUGUGGGAGCUGGUGGUGGAGCAGUUUGAGGACCUCCUGGUCAGGAUCCUGCUGCUAGCUGCCUGUGUCUCCUUUGUGUUGGCUCUGUUUGAGGAGGGAGAGGAGACAACCACCGCCUUUGUUGAGCCAGUUGUCAUUCUUCUUAUCCUUAUCGCCAACGCUGUUAUCGGGGUCUGGCAGGAAAGGAAUGCUGAAAAUGCCAUCGAGGCUCUGAAAGAGUAUGAACCAGAGAUGGGAAAGGUGUACCGCAUGAACCGCAAGGCUGUCCAGAGGAUCAAAGCCAGAGACAUUGUCCCAGGAGACAUAGUGGAGGUGGCAGUUGGUGACAAGGUGCCUGCUGACAUCAGAGUGACCUCUAUAAAGUCCACCACCCUGCGAGUGGACCAGUCCAUCCUCACAGGGGAGUCUGUGUCCAUCAUCAAACACACUGACCCUGUUCCUGACCCCAGAGCUGUCAACCAGGACAAAAAGAACAUGCUGUUUUCUGGCACAAACAUUGCAGCAGGCCGUGCCAUAGGUGUUGUCGUUGCUACCGGCGUGGCCACUGAGAUCGGUAAGAUCCGUAAUCAGAUGGCCUCUACAGAACAAGAGAAGACGCCGCUGCAACAGAAGCUGGAUGAGUUUGGCCAGCAGCUCUCCAAGGUCAUCUCCCUGAUCUGCGUGGCGGUGUGGGUCAUCAACAUUGGCCACUUCGGAGACCCCGUCCAUGGUGGCUCUUGGGUCAGGGGGGCGAUCUAUUAUUUUAAGAUUGCUGUGGCCCUGGCCGUGGCCGCCAUCCCCGAAGGGCUGCCUGCUGUCAUUACCACUUGCCUGGCCCUCGGCACGCGUCGCAUGGCAAAGAAGAACGCCAUUGUUCGCAGCCUGCCCUCAGUGGAGACCCUGGGCUGUACGUCUGUUAUCUGCUCCGACAAGACGGGCACCCUCACCACCAACCAGAUGUCCGUCUGCAGAAUGUUCGUUGCAGACAAGGUAGAAGAUUCAAGCUGCACCCUUCAUGAGUUCUCGAUAACUGGUUCUACAUACGCCCCUGAGGGACAAAUACUGAAAGGAGACAGGCCCGUCCAGUGUGGAGACUAUGAUGGGCUUUUGGAGUUGGCCACUGUGUGCUCUAUGUGCAAUGACUCUUCACUGGACUACAAUGAGGCCAAAGGGGUUUAUGAGAAGGUGGGUGAAGCCACAGAGACGGCUCUCACCACCUUAGUGGAGAAGAUGAACGUUUUCAAGACUGACGUGUCCGGACUCAGCAAGGUGGAGCGUGCCGGUAGCUGCAACUCGGUGAUCAGGCAGUUGAUGAAGAAGGAGUUCACGCUGGAGUUCUCUCGUGACCGCAAGUCCAUGUCUGUGUACUGCACCCCCGUCAAGCCGGGCUCCCAGAGCAAGAUGUUCGUCAAGGGUGCUCCUGAGAGUGUGAUCGAGCGGUGUCAGUACCUGCGCGUGGGAACUGGGAAGGUGACGCUGACACCCGGCCUGCGUGACCAGCUGUUGUCUAAGAUCAGGGACUGGGGGACAGGCAGGGACACUUUACGCUGCCUGGCGCUGGCCACUCAUGACACUCCACCACGCAAAGAGGACAUGGACUUGGAGAAUUCCACCAAGUUUGUACAGUAUGAGCUGGGUCUCACAUUUGUUGGCUGUGUGGGCAUGCUCGACCCUCCCAGGAAAGAGGUGAUCGGUUCGGUGAAACUAUGCAACGAGGCAGGUAUACGUGUUAUCAUGAUCACAGGAGACAACAAGGGCACGGCUGUGGCCAUCUGCAGGCGCAUUGGCAUCUUCGGCGAGGAUGAGGACGUGACAGGAAAGGCCUACACAGGCCGCGAGUUUGACGAUCUCCCGCCGGAGGCCCAGAGAGAAGCCGUUAAACGGGCACGCUGCUUCGCCCGCGUCGAGCCGGCUCACAAGUCGAAGAUUGUGGGAUACCUGCAAUCAUUCGAUGAGAUUACUGCCAUGACAGGAGAUGGUGUGAACGAUGCCCCAGCCCUGAAGAAAGCGGAGAUUGGCAUCGCCAUGGGCUCCGGCACUGCCGUGGCCAAGUCAGCAUCCGAGAUGGUGCUGUCAGAUGAUAACUUCUCCACCAUAGUGGCUGCUGUGGAGGAGGGCAGAGCCAUCUACAACAACAUGAAGCAGUUCAUCAGAUACCUCAUCUCCUCUAACGUGGGAGAAGUCGUCUGCAUCUUCCUGACAGCCAUCCUGGGUCUCCCUGAGGCUUUGAUUCCAGUCCAGCUGCUCUGGGUGAAUCUGGUGACGGAUGGCCUGCCUGCCACCGCCCUGGGCUUUAACCCCCCAGACCUGGAUAUCAUGGACAAACCUCCUCGCAACCCCAAGGAGCCUCUCAUCUCUGGCUGGCUCUUCUUCAGAUAUCUUGCCAUUGGAGGAUAUGUGGGUCUUGGAACAGUGGGUGCUGCCACAUGGUGGUACCUGUUUGAUGAAGAUGGCCCACAAGUAUCUUUCUAUCAGCUGAGACACUUCAUGCAGUGUACUGAAGCCAACCCCAUGUUCGAGAACAUAGACUGUGAGGUGUUUGAAUCCCGCUAUCCCACAACCAUGGCCCUGUCUGUGCUGGUCACUAUCGAAAUGUUCAACGCGCUCAACAGUUUGUCUGAGAACCAGUCCCUGGUCAGGAUGCCACCCUGGGUCAAUGUUUGGCUGCUGGGAGCCAUCAUCCUCUCCCUCUCCCUCCACUUCUUAAUCCUCUACGUUGAGCCUUUGCCGCUGAUCUUCCAGGUGACCCCCCUGCACUGGUAUCAGUGGAUUGUGGUCCUGAAGAUUUCCAUCCCUGUCAUCCUCCUGGAUGAGGCACUUAAAUAUAUGUCCAGGAACCAUUUAGAUGGUGAUGAAGAGAAGAAAUAUCGCAGGAGAUGGCAGCUGAACUAAGACCUCUCCCUCAACACACUCACACACUUAGACACACGCCUAUCCUCUUCCCUUUACAAGCUAGGAACCUUUUCUCUCCCCUGUCCUCAUUCCCCACUCCUGCAUGUCCGACAAACCACCACUAGAAAUGAGCAGUGGCUUGCAUGAGAGCGAGUGUGCAAGAAGAGAGCAUGCGUGUUCCUGCGAGCAUGGCUUUGUAUGAGCGUGUGUGUGUGUGUGUGUGUGUGUGUGUGUGUGUGUGUGUGUGUGUGUGUGUGUGUGUGUGUGUGUGUGUGUGUGUGUGUGUGUGUGUGUGUGUGUGUGUGUGUGUACAGGCGGAUGCAGGCCUGUCUUUAUAGUUGCGAGAGCGAGAAACAACUGCAGAAGAAAACAAACAACUGCAGAAGAAAACAACAACACAAAGAUAAAACUUCCCAGGGCUCUGCUUUUUAAAGAUUUCUGCUCAUUGGUUUUUUUGACUUUACAGUACAAACAUAGUGGUGCAGUAACUGGACUUUGGGGAGGGAAGGAGAGGGAGGACAGGGGAGCGCAGGUUGAUAAUACUGGGUGGGAGGGGAGGGGAGGGGAGGGGAGGGGGGUUGAAAUUAGCACAGAGACCGAAAGAGAGAUUGAGAGGCCUGCCAUGGGAAAGAGACUGAUGUACACACUGGCAAAAGAAGAGCAUCAGCAAGAAUGUGGAAGGUUAAAACAGCCGGCUCUGGAGGGCGGCACGACCAGUGUAGAGAGCCAUCGUACCUGUGUGUGUCCACGAAAACAUUAUCUGGAGGUACUGCCCAGGCUUCUGCCACCCACACUACUGGCACUGACUUCCAGCCGGCUCUGCGAGAGCACAGCCUUGUCAGCACAACACCAUUGUAUCUUUGGCCAGUUUGUCACAGCGCUGCUCCUUCAUCGCUCUUUACUCUCGCCACAUAUAAAGUCUUAACUCCUAUUGAUUGUGUUUUCUGCAGAAUUACUCUGCCUUUUUUCCUGUCUUGCUCUCUCUCUCUGUCUCUCUUUCUCGCUCUGUGUCGAGGAGGCAGCUGUGGGACCGGGGGUUCGUGAUGUUAUCGGGCUCUCUAGUUAAGGUUGUGGAGAGAUGUUGCUCCACCUAAAGGUGUGAAUAGCUUUACGCCGCUUGGCCGCUUCCUUCGGCUCUUAAUUCGAGGAGCUGAGGUCAGCUCACAGACUUGGCAAAAAUAAAAGAACUAAAAAUGUCAGACAGCAACCAAACCAGCAUACCUGUAGAGCAGUUGUCAGCCAGUCCACCCAGCUGGUCCUGUUAAGCCUCACUUUAAUGUCCAUCUGCUGUGCUGCCAUUGGAAAUUUUCUCUGUCAAAUAUUUAAAUUAAAUGUAGAUCUGAACAACGGGAUGAAGCUCCGUGACAUUUUGUGCAGACUGAUUGUCCUGGAGUUUCAUGUUGUUGAUAUCCCUUUAAUGUAUUCAGUUAUUUCUAAGCCUGCACCAGCGCCAGGGUGUGUGUGCAUACUGUAUAGCCUUACCUGAAUUAAUUAGUCUAAUUUGCCUCGAUAGGCUUUUCAGUCACUGAAUCGCACAGUUGAUGUAGUUGAAGUAAGUAAGUUAGGGAUUGGCAAGUAAACUGCCUGAUUGUCUCACUUGCUCAUGAAUCAUUUAUAUAUUAAGCACAUUUAACAUCCAUGCACUCUUACACAGCCCACUGCACCUCCACAUUGAAUAUGUGGUCGAAAUGAAUGUGUUUCCGCCAACCUUUAAUUACCCACCGCCACCACUCUCACUCAUACGCGCCCUAUCAGUGAUAUUCAUUCUGAUCACUUGAGGUCUUAAAGACUCUGAAUGUCCACCUGGUCUGCAGCAUGUUUGAUAGGGAAACCCUCUUUGUUGUGCUUUGUGCGCUGCUCCCUCAGCUCCUCCUGCUCUCUCAGUGCUUCAGCAACUCACUUGGGUAUUGUUUUAUAAUGACUUAAUAGUAAUGUAUUUGACUGAAUGAACCCACAGGAUUUGGAUUGUGUCUUUAAGUCUUAAUUAUGGGUUUCGUGUUGGGCCCUGGUGCUCUGGGGUGGGGGGUCAGUGGUGUGUUUGGUCUACUGUUGCUUCCACAAGGGAUAGAGAAGAGUGCAUAUUAAUUAAAAAAACAAAAAAAACAUUGUGAAGGUGCUGGAUAAACAAAAAUAGGAAAUUGGAUCGGCACACACUGUCAGUCCCUCAUAAUAAAUAUAAAUUAGUCUAAUAAAGCAACGUUUCGAUUACAGAGAUCUUCAAGGGACUUUUCCCUUUGCAAAGAUCUCUGUGCAAUUUCUUUAAAUUAAAUGAACUGGGCUUUAUUGACAGUUGAUUAUCUUUUUUUCCCUUCCAUUUCCUUCCAAAUCCCUCCUUAAACACUGUAGCCAUUAGUGACCAAUCUGCUUUUGCUCACAGGACUGUAUGUAGUUGCAUUCGUCUAUUUUGUUACUUGGUGAUGUUUUUUUCUCAGACUCUAGGGGAUAACUAGCUAAACUUGGUUAGCAUGACAUCAUCAUAUUUCCAGUUCCACGUGCACUCUGGGGUCAUUCUUGGAAUUGUACAGUAGGAAAUCACUCAGACUUUGGUGAAGCAAAUGAAAGUACACUAAAAAGUAGAUUAAAAACAUCACCAGCCACAAAAAGAGGCUUUGAACAUCACAGCCUGAUGACAUUUGGCAAUGUGAGAAGACUUAAUGGUGGAAUAUUCCUUAACAUUUUAUACCAGAAUACCCUUUAUCCCAAGUAAAUAAUUACUUUGAUUACUUGACAUAAAACAGUCGUUACGUUCAGUGACUUCUUCAUUAUGUUUUGGUUUUUUUACACCACCAUGAGAAUGUGGCACCUCUGUCCGGACCAGCAGACCACCUGUCCCUGUCCCAGGUCUCCAUAGCUCUGUAACAUGCUGGCACUCUGGCCACCAGGCACUAUAGGUCUGUAUAGCCCUGUUAUUUACUACUGAAUCCUCAACUCUGUACAGAAGAUGAGAAAAUGAUCGCAUGGAACCAUGUUACUGUAAUAAUAACCUAUACAGUAUAUGAUAUUUAAUUUUUUGAUAACUUACAUCAAUGAAACUUACUUAUCAACAACAGACAGACUUGCGAGAAACCAUUUUUUUAUUUUUCUUUGAGCACAUGGUAUCUAAGGAUCUAAUUUUUUUGUUUUGUAGAAUAGAAAGGUUGUUUCUUCAUUGUUCCCGUUUGGUUUUUACAGUUGCUGGGGUUUUGUGUCUUACUGUAGGGAAAAGAAUAUGACGUUACCAUGUUUAAGAUAGACAAGAAUCAUGCUUAUGCUAAUUAAGGACGAUGACGUUGAUCAUUUCAAUGAUGGCUACCCGGUGUGAGAACGUUCAAGGAUUUGUGAAUGAACUGUGUCUGGUUUACACUGAGCGAUAAAGCAGUGAUGAAUCCUGGGUUAUGAAGUUUUAUGACUGUACAUUGAAGGGCUUGGUGUGGAUGCAGGCUCUAGAGACCCCUGACAAUCCUUAUGGGCUGACAACUCUUCCAGCGUCUUCUACCAUCUGUAAAAGAAUAACCACCUUUACUAACCGUGAAGGAGUGAUCAGUAACAUCUUACCAACGCUUCCCUUUUCUUUGUCUGUAUGGACGAGUAAAAAGUCUCUAGAGCCCGAGUUCCACCUCUGAGAAAUUAAAAGGAUUCUCUGUAUUGCCUUGUUAAUAUUAAUUGUGGACACAUAAUUUUAUAAAUGACAAAGACGUGGAAAUAAAGAUAAUUUAUCUUGUUAUUUA
Messenger RNA from Dicentrarchus labrax (European seabass), 7013 nucleotides. RefSeq names its product ATPase sarcoplasmic/endoplasmic reticulum Ca2+ transporting 3 (gene atp2a3). The transcript is spliced from 21 exons. Gene Ontology annotation, biological process: intracellular calcium ion homeostasis; calcium ion transmembrane transport. Gene Ontology annotation, cellular component: membrane. Lineage: Eukaryota; Metazoa; Chordata; Actinopteri; Moronidae. The record is from RefSeq and is a predicted model, not a curated record. The coding region runs from base 292 to 3306 and encodes 1004 amino acids. Gene Ontology annotation, molecular function: ATP binding; P-type calcium transporter activity; ATP hydrolysis activity.